Molecule: messenger RNA, 3488 nt
Organism: Acanthaster planci (crown-of-thorns starfish)
Lineage: Eukaryota; Metazoa; Echinodermata; Asteroidea; Valvatida; Acanthasteridae
Gene: thnsl2
Product: threonine synthase like 2
Biological process (GO): dephosphorylation; 2-oxobutyrate biosynthetic process
Molecular function (GO): pyridoxal phosphate binding
Source: RefSeq, a predicted model, not a curated record
GACGCUCAUUUGCCGUACAAAGUACUGUACAUGAGCGGGUACCGGGUGCACUCGGCGCGUCAAUGGCCAGUCACGUAACUAGCACUCUCGUCUUUCGGUACAUUAAUAAUAGCUGGGGCUGUGGAUCUAGACUGGAGUUUGAUUCCGGUUCAGAGUUUAACCUAGACCAGACCCUCACAUAGCCUGCAUGAUGAAGUUCAUAACCACUCGAUGCCAGGACAAGGAAUACACCUUCGAGGAGGCACUCUUCUCCCCAGGCUAUGUAGCCGGUGGAUUGCUCCUCCCCAAGACAAUUCCACAGAUCUCUCAAGAGGUGCUGAAGUCAUGGUUAGGACUGUCUCUGCCUCAGGUUUGCAAGCAGAUCCUUCCGCUCUUCAUCAGCGGGGAGGAAAUCAGUCAAGAGGAUUUGGAAGCUUUGAUCGAUGACGCUUACUCCCGUCUCCCGUUGGAUCAGGUGGCAGCUCUUUCUUCCUUUCCAAACGGUCUCAACGUCUUGGAGCUGGGUAACACCAAGACGCUGGCUUUCAAGGAUCUGUCCACAUUUAUCAUGGCUCGUCUGUUGGAAUUUUACUUCAAGAAAAGGGAGAAACAUGUGACCAUCCUAGUUGGAACAUCUGGAGACACAGGACCAUCGUCCAUCGAGGCCAUCCGUGGGUCAGGCUGGAUGGAUAUUGUGGUGUUGUUCCCCAAAGGAUACUGCACAGAAAUACAAGAAAUUCAGAUGACCACAGUGAUGGACGAAAAUGUUCAUGUCUAUUCAGUUGAAGGUUGCUCUGACGAUGUGGAUGAGCCCAUCAAAGCAGUUUGCCUUGACCAGGACUUCAAAGCCAUCCACAACCUGUGUACCAUGAACUCCAUCAACAUGUGCCGGGUCCUGUGUCAGAUUGUGGCCUAUUUCUACGGUUACCUGAAAGUCUGUCGCUCUGUUGGAGACGAGGUGGAGAUUGUGGUUCCAACUGGUGCAGCCGGAAACAUUACUGGUGGAUGUUUAGCCUACCGCAUGGGCCUACCCAUUAAGCUGGUGUGUACAGUGAACAGUAAUGACCUGUUACACCGUAUGCUGAGUACCGGUGAACUCUCCACGGCUCCCAGUGUCAUCAAGACAUACUCGGUUGCUAUGGACAUACAGAAUCCAUACAACAUUGAGCGCAUCUUUUCUUUGUUUUCGAACCGAGAUACAGCCCUGGUCAAAAAAAUUAUGGAGGAAUUUGAGACUGGAGGGAAGACUACUCUUCCGGCAUCUUUGCUGCAGAAGAUGCAGAAAGUUCUGUCCUCUGCAUCCUUUGACAACCAAACAGUCUUGAAGACGAUGCAACGAUGCUGGUCUGACCAUCACUACCUCAUCUGUCCUCACACAGCGGUGGCAGUCAGCUACUACUUCAGCAAGCUGGACCGUAUGGAGGCCAAUCAGACUCUGCACCAGCCCACUCUUUGUUUCGCCUCUGCUCAUCCAGCCAAGUUUCCUGAGGCUCUAGUAGCGGCUGGUUUGGAGCCUAAGCCCACACCUUACAUCACAAAUCUGCAGGUCAUGCCGAAGCGAUGUCUGGAGAUGAAAAGAGGACAGAAUUGGGAGAAAAUACUGAGGGAAAAGAUCAAGGAGAUAAGUAAACGAGCUGGCGUGGAUCAGUAACUUGAUUACACAUGUGAAACUUCAUGUCAGUUUGGAAAAAAAGCUCCCCAUUUUAACAAUACAGUGCCCGUAAUGAUUUAAAUUAGAACAUUACAAGAUGUUAAAAUAUACUCAGAGCAUCAGGCUAGCAGCAUUAUGUCCUGCCCAAAAGCUAGUAGCACGGGCUGACAUAUGGAAUAGCCUUUGGUUCUAGCCUUAAAGAGUCUGCCUGCAUACGAUAAGUCUGGCUUACAGUUUUUUUUAAUAUAGCCAUCUGGGAAUUUGCUGAUUACUUCGCUAUGUGAUAAUAGUUUUCUAGCCAGUCUUGAGAGGAGACUUGUAUUCAAGCCUGGUGGUAGUUUCCUUUUAUGAAAUUUCCGACUUUUAAUCUGUUUGAAAAAAAAAUUCACAGAGCCAUGAAUUACGAAAGAAGAAGAAAUUUUGUACAUCUUAAGCUAAAAUUUUUUUAAAAAUUUGCAUUAGAGAUGGUAAGGUGGAUCAAAAAGCACAUAUGCUCCAAUAUUUGCUCCAAUAUUAAAAUUUGGUCUCCGAAAGUUUUUUGAAGUGAUUAUCAAUGAUAUUACCAUUUCCUUUGAUAAUGAUUUUGUAAUAUCAUGGUUGAAGGAUUGUCAGUAGUUCAUAAUUUCAUUAGUGCAGAGUUUUGCGUAUUCUGGAAAAAGUUCAGUUUCCGUAGUUGUGAUCAUGUACUUGAUGUCAUUAGACUGGUGAUUGAGUGUAUUAAGCAGUGUGGUUAAACUCCCUCGCAGGGCACCAGACACAAAGAAUUGAACGAAGUAAAAAACAUAUUGUCAAAUAGUUAUUGGUUGUGACAAUUACUCCUAUUCCACUGUCCUAAAUCAUUUUCAGUCGCUGUCUUAAGAGCAAUGCCACAGCGAGUUAUUGUUGGAUUAUCUUUUAAUAAUUUUUUUUGCUCACUCUUGCUUUUUCAGGGUUCUUUUAAUUAAUGUAACCCAAUGAAAAGGCCAUCAAUUUUAGUUGAAAGUAUUACACAAGUAUUACUUUACAAAACAAGAUUGACAAUAUAUUCAAUGCUAUUCAGAUGUCCUGACAAUAAACUGAAUGCUAUUUAGAUGUCAUGUCUAAUAUUGAUGUGCUUUCAUCUGUUGAUUUAAUAGCAUAUGAUGUAUUCUUGCUUUGGUUGACUAACAGUAUGGAGGCCAAUGGUGCUUGAGUAUCUUAAGCAGUGUAGUUAAACUCCCUCGCAGGGCACCAGACACAAAGAAUUGAACGAAUUAAAAACCAUGUUGUUGUCAUAUUCAGUUGCUGUCUUAAAAGCAAUGCCACGGCAAGUUAUUGUUGGAUUAUCUUUUUAUAAUUUUUUUGCUCACUCUUGCUUUGUCAGGGUUCUUUUAAUUAAUGUAACCAAAUGAAAAGGCCAUCAAUUUUAGUUGAAAAUAUUACAUAAGUAUUACAUUACAGAACAAGAUUGACAAUGUAUUCAAUGCUAUUCAAUUAAGUUACUGGUGGUUUUAGUUGUCUCAACCUUUUUCUUUAAUUGUCUUUAAAUACAUUGUCAUCUAGUCACCUUAAAUGUUCGAAUUUCUGUAUUUAAGCUUCUUGCUAUGAAAUAUAGCAUAUAUAUCAUAUAUCUGAUAACAGAUGUGGACAUUUCACUUGUCAGUUUUAAAGUGUCAUAAAGACUAUCUCUGUACAAAACUUCUAAACAGAAACAACUAAAUUAGAAUAAUUGUUUUGCCUUAAAACCUUGUCUACAAUCACCAUCUUGUAUCAAGUAUGGUGAUCACGUUUAAUUGGAGAGUAAAUAACAUAAAGGCAUUUUAAUGUAGUAAAUCAACGAAUCAAUGUAUUCAUUUUAUUGAAUUUUAAUGAAUUAAACUCUAUAAGGUAUUGAGCUAAA